This is a messenger RNA of Alligator mississippiensis (American alligator), 4521 nucleotides long. RefSeq names its product acyl-coenzyme A thioesterase 1-like. The transcript is spliced from 3 exons. The record is from RefSeq and is a predicted model, not a curated record. Gene Ontology annotation, molecular function: fatty acyl-CoA hydrolase activity. Lineage: Eukaryota; Metazoa; Chordata; Crocodylia; Alligatoridae. The coding region runs from base 43 to 1377 and encodes 444 amino acids. Gene Ontology annotation, biological process: acyl-CoA metabolic process; fatty acid metabolic process.
GGGGGAGCGGGCGCGGGGCCGAGCUGUUCAGGCGGCGGCGCCAUGUGGCCCGCGCUGCGCCUCCUCCGCAGAGCUGGCGCCCGCGCCCCGUGCCGCCGGAGCUCGGCCAUGGGCGCCCCGCGCGUGCGGCUGGUGCCGGGCGGGCGCAGCCUGUGGGACGAGCCGCUGGGCCUGGCGGUGGAGGGGCUGGGCCCGCGGCAGGAGGUGACGCUGCGGGCGGCGCUGCAGGACGAGGCGGGCGAGGACUUCGAGGCGUGCGGCCGCUACCGCGCGGACGAGCGCGGGGAGCUGGAGUUGAGCCGCGCGCCGGCGCUGCCCGGGGGCAGCUUCUCGGGGCUGGAGCCCAUGGGGCUGCUGUGGGCGCUGCGGCCGCGCCGGCCCUUCAGGCGCCUGCUCAAGCGCGACGUGCGCAGCCCCUUCCGCCUGCGGCUGGACGUGCUGGAGGGCCACGGGCCCCUGCCGGGCCGCCUGCUGGCGCGGGCCGAGCACGAGCGCUGCUUCCUGGGGCCCGGCGUCGCCCGCCUGCCGCUGCGCCACGGCCGCCUGCGGGCCACGCUCUUCCUGCCGCCCGGAGAUGGCCCUUUUCCUGGAAUUAUUGACCUGUAUGGAACUGGUGGAGGGCUGCCAGAAUACAGGGCAUGCCUGCUGGCCAAUCAUGGCUUUGCCACCUUAGCCCUGGCUUACUAUAACUAUGAAGACCUCCCUAAAGAAAUGACAGAAUUCCACCUGGAAUACUUUGAGGAGGCUGUAAACUACAUGCUGGAACACCCUCAGGUUAAAGGUCCAGGAGUUGGCUUGCUUGGAAUCUCCAAAGGGGGUGAGCUAUGUGUAUCUAUGGCCUCCUUCUUAAAAGGUAUUACUGCGACUGUUGUCAUCAAUGGAGCUGUGGCCAAUGUGGGUGCAGUGCUUCGCUACAAGGACAUCACCAUUCCACCUCUUGGGUUCGACCGAAAGCGGCUUAAAAUCGACAAGUCUGGGCUUGUAGAUAUUGUGGACACGUUGAACAAUCCACUAGAGGGGCCUAACCAGCAAAGCUUGAUCCCACUGGAGAAGGCUGAUAGCUGCUUUCUGUUCAUUGUUGGCAAAGAUGAUCGUAAUUGGAGGAGUGAAUUCUUUGCCAUUGAGGGUGCCAAGCGCUUGUUGGCUCAUGGGAAGGAGAAGCCUGAGAUAAUCUGUUACGAAGGAGCGGGGCAUUACAUUGAGCCCCCAUACUUCCCAAUGUGUGAAGCCUCCAUGCAUCUGCUGGUGGGCAGCACAGUGAUCUGGGGAGGUGAGCCCAAGGCUCACUCUGAAGCCCAGGUGGAUGCUUGGCAGAAGAUCCAAGCCUUCUUCCACAAAUACCUCAGUAGCAACCAGAGUGAACCCAGCAAGUUGUGAUACACUUAGCUGUGAAGUUGUUCCAUGUAAAAGGUUUCUGGAAUUUCAAAUUUGUUUUAGUGAGUGUAUCUCUGAAUGAGAAUGAAAGAGAAAUUGAGAGAAUAAGAUAUCCUAACUUCAUUUACAAUGGCAGUGGGUGGGUGGGCCAGAUACCUGGGGUCUAAUUCUUAAUUAUUCUUAAUAAUUAAUAUUUUUCUUCCAAUUUUUCUGCUGCCUUAGCUUUCUGGCCUGCACUUCCGCUCUGUGUAAAGUAGGCUAGGUACUGGAUGAUGAUGGAUGCAAGAUAGGCCUCCAUUUAAGAAUAAUUUUAAAUGAGGAAAGUGGUCCAACCAAGUUGAAAAUUAUUCAGAUUUAUUUCCUCAGUAAGUGUAAGGUGACUUAGCAUCAUCAUUUCUCCUUCCAUUUCUGCUUCCAUUUAUCAGCUUUUCUAGAAGUAGGCCUUCUCUGUAACUUCUCAGCCAAGAUUUUUCUCCUAUUAUUUUCUUCUAUCUGCAAUUAUACAGUCUGCUUCCCUUUCUCAUUUUUUGCCUGACUAUUUGAUAUUCCUGCAUAUCAGUGCAAUUUCUCUGCUUUAAACAUUGUCAGCAUUUUUAUAUCUAACAACAGUGUUUUUUUCUCCCAAAGUUAGCAGUGUUGUUGACUGGUUGACUCCUGAUCAGACAAUUAAUCUUUCUAUCUCUAGAAAAACAAUCAAGUUCUGUUGGAUUAGUCACACCUGAUGCAUAGGUAAACAGCCUGAAUAAACAGUUGGUAUGAAGAGCACGAAUUACAUGUUUUCUCCAUGAUCAUUAACUUAUAAAAAUAAGGAACCAGCAGCACUGAGCCUGUUUUAGCUGUGCAAGUUUGCCCACCUAAGCUAUGCCAGGUGGCACAAUGCAGAUCCACAAAACUUCCUUCUAUUGACUCAGCCUCUGUUGUUCAGAGGCUAUUAUUUUCCAAAUCAGAUGGUUUUGAAGGGAGAAUUGGGCCCUUAGGAUACAUGUAGUAACUCAUUUCACUUCUAAGCUAAGGUAGAUCUAACCUUGGUCACUAGAGGAGUGACAAAAAUAGGAAAAGUAGUGGAAUGGUUAUGUUGUAACACUACAGCUGUUUCAAAAUGAAUGAUAAAGUGGACAGCCCCUCAUCACUUCCUGUACAAUUACUCUACCCUGACUUAUCUAAGGAGGACUUAGAGGAUUAAAUUGGAAGGGAAGAACUGAAACCAGAGAACUCAUGGAAAUUGUUUAAGACAUGCAACCAUGGCAACGUUUUAUUCUGAUCUUUUUCUCUGUGUAUUCUCACAAUCUUAUCUGCAGACUUUACUGACAAAAGAUUUGUCUGGUUUGUUUUUUUUUAAGGUGUGCAGAGCAACUACAGUUCCAAUUAAUUUUAAUUAAGGUUGUAGGUUUGCAGCCCCUCUGAAAACUGAGUACUAUGUUUUUGCUGUGUUUGCCAUAGUUAAGAUCAUCAUCGCCACAGCUCUGGAUUACAUUUUUUUUUCUCCUUAUGAACAGUUGUUAAAAAAAAAAACAACAACCCCAGACAUUUUCAUUGCUGGGUCUAUAUUGCUGGUAGGAACCAGAAAAUACUCAUAUUGACUUGCAGAACUAAGAUUAGGUUGGCUGGGCUGACAAGUAGAAAACAGCAUAUUUUUAAUUAGAAUGGCACAGGAAAAUUCUGCCUUUCUUAUAUAAUUACUUUUCAGAGUAUAUUUGUUGCUUAAAAGUAAAGGAUUUCACUUGAAGGCAUUUACAGAUAAAUUUGCUUAUGGCAUCUUUGCAGAAGAUGCAUUAGAACAGAUUAGCCCUGCUAUGUACAUACUAGUCAUGUUGGCAAAUAGCAUGAUAUUGUGGAAAACAUGCCCACAAAUAAUAACUCUCUACAUUUCCAUCAAUGAGAGAGUUUUCAAAAAUGCUGAUAGCAGAGAUGCCAGUUUUGACAAUAUUUCUGUUCCUGAACUUAAUGACCUUUGCAGUAUUCAUUUAAACUCCAUUCCUCAUAGUUGUUUAGAUUUCUUAAAAAAAAUAGGCUUCUUUUUUUCUCAUAGAGCAAAGUGUAGGUUGAAUGUACUUAUUUUAUUAAUAAUGAGCAGUGAGGUGGUUAGCCAUGUUAGUCACAAGUCAGGCAGAAGGUAGAGCAGGGUGGCAUCUUAGAGACUAACUGGUUCAGAGAGGCAUGAGCUUUCAAAGGCAUCUUAGUCAGGUGCUAUGAUUUGGCUAGCAUCUGAUGAAGUAGAUUGUUGCCUAUGAAGAUCAUGCCUGUCUGAACCAGUUAGUCUCUAAGGGUGCCUAUGCAUGUGCUCCAACACAUGCAUUUGAAUUAAUUGCAUUACGAUUAAUCGGGUCUGCUCUGUAUUCUAAUUAGAACGCUCUAGCAUCACAUAUAAGCUCCCAUAGGUUUAAAAAUGGCUGUUGCGGUGCUUUAACUAAAGCUUAUUGAGUGCACUUUAGUUAAAGCAUCCUGCAUUCAUUUUUAAAUAUACAAGGGAUUAAUACAUGUGAUGCUGUGGAAUUUUAAUUAGAGCGACUCUCUGGAAACUGCUCAAAUUAAAAUGCCCCACCUUCCACCCCCAAGCAUGUGUAUAGGCAGCCUAGAGUGGUAUCCUGUCUUACCUUCUGCUUGACUAUAAAUAAUGUACUUGAGUUAGUUAUCUGAUCUAGGCUAUACAAUAUGUUUCAGUUUCCUGAGUGACCAAGGAGAGAAAUCCACUACAAGAGGCGUCUUGGUCUUGCAAGAUAAAAUUGGAUGAAAAAAUUCCUGUGAUUCUCAGUAUUUCGCAGUCCUGUGUGAGCACAGAUGAUUGUAGGACUUGGCCAAGGGAAUAAACAAUGGAAGGCUUUGGUCUGUUACUGUGAGGCAGCCACUGAGGAAUAUUUUCUUCCUCCCCAUAUCUUUCACCACUACCAAACAGCUCUGGGCUAUCAGGCAUUACCAUUACCAAAGGGCUGUGAGCUGUUGCUUGAAGUGCCAAUUCUUCCACCCUGGGAAGAGUAAAGAGCUGUUCCUGGGUGUGGGGUUACUGCUGGACCCCUAGGGACUUGACUCGGGGAUUUUUUUUGCCUCCUUUCCUGGUAGAAUACGAUCCAUUUCUAAGUAAUGUCACACCAACUUCAGACUACUGUAUGUGAGUUAAAUAAUAAACAUUAUAAGCUUCUAAAAACACAA